AUGUCUGCUCCUCCGGCCGUCGAAACCUCCCGCCUCGAUGGCAAGGUCGCCCUCGUCACGGGCUCCGGCCGUGGUAUCGGUGCCGCAAUGGCCACUGAGCUCGCCCGCCGCGGUGCCAAGGUCGUUGUCAACUACGCCAACUCCGCCGACGCAGCCAACAAAGUCGUCGACUCGAUCAAGAAGAAUGGCGGCGACGCGAUCGCCCUCAAGGCCGAUGUUGGCGAUGUUGCACAGACUACCCGCCUCAUGGACCAAGCUGUCGAGCACUUCGGCCAGCUCGACAUCGUCUGCUCAAACUCUGGCGUCGUGUCUUUUGGUCACUUGAAGGAUGUCACUGAGGAGGAAUAUGACCGCGUCAUGCGCAUCAACACCCGCGGACAGUUUUUCGUUGCCCGUGAGGCAUACAAGCACUUGUCCAUUGGUGGCCGAAUCAUCCUCAUGGGCUCCAUCACCGGUCAGGCCAAAGGUGUACCGAAGCACGCUGUCUACUCUGGCUCCAAGGGUGCCAUUGAGACUUUUGUCCGCUGCAUGGCCAUCGACUGCGGCGACAAGAAGAUCACUGUCAACUGCGUUGCUCCAGGUGGUAUCAAGACGGAUAUGUACCACGCUGUGUGCCGCGAGUACAUUCCAAACGGCGAGACCCUUACUGAUGACCAGGUUGACGAGUAUGCUAAGACUUGGUCACCAAUGGCCCGUGUCGGCCAGCCAAUCGAUAUCGCCCGCGUCGUAUGCUUCCUCGCGUCCCAAGACGGUGAAUGGGUCAACGGCAAGGUCAUUGGCAUCGACGGUGCCGCCUGCAUGUAA
Molecule: messenger RNA, 804 nt
Organism: Pseudocercospora fijiensis CIRAD86
Lineage: Eukaryota; Fungi; Ascomycota; Dothideomycetes; Mycosphaerellales; Mycosphaerellaceae
Exons: 2
Coding region: 1-804 (267 amino acids)
Molecular function (GO): oxidoreductase activity
Source: RefSeq, a predicted model, not a curated record